This is a messenger RNA of Penicilliopsis zonata CBS 506.65, 3243 nucleotides long. RefSeq lists its product as hypothetical. Gene Ontology annotation, cellular component: nucleus. The transcript has 4 exons. Gene Ontology annotation, biological process: maturation of 5.8S rRNA; RNA catabolic process. The record is from RefSeq and is a predicted model, not a curated record. Gene Ontology annotation, molecular function: RNA binding; ATP binding; RNA helicase activity. The coding region runs from base 1 to 3243 and encodes 1080 amino acids. Lineage: Eukaryota; Fungi; Ascomycota; Eurotiomycetes; Eurotiales; Aspergillaceae.
AUGGACGAGCUGUUUGACGUAUUUGAGGACCAGCCUCAGGCCCCCAAGGCGGGAGAGGCGCCCCGACCGCGGCUGAGGAAAGACAAGAGCAAGAAGCGCCAGAUGAAUGGCGACGUGAAGGAGAAUGGACAGGAGGACAGCGAGAUGGCUGAGGCGCCCGCGGCCGAGACUUUGACGCCUGUGGAAGAUGGAGUGGAUGGGCCCGCGUCAGAGAAGGAGCAGCAACAACCUGAAGCGAAGCGGUUGCGCCUAGACCAGGCGCCCGAGCCUGUUGUGGCCGAUACAUUCGAGACGGCGCAAGAACGCGAAGUAGAAGUUUCGGCGGGCCUGCAGGGGACUAAGGAGGCAGCGUCGAUGGUGCUUUCUCACCAGGUGCGACAUCAGGUUGCGCUCCCACCCAACUACCCGUACACGCCCAUCUCGCAGCACGUUCCGCCGGAGAACCCAGCCAGGACAUGGCCCUUCACGCUGGAUCCGUUCCAGCAGGUGGCAGUCCAUUCGAUCCAGAGGGAAGAGAGUGUUCUUGUCUCUGCUCAUACCAGUGCUGGAAAGACGGUCGUGGCGGAGUACGCGAUUGCACAGAGUUUGAAAAACAACCAGAGAGUUAUCUACACGAGUCCGAUUAAGGCCCUGAGCAACCAGAAAUACCGAGAGUUCGCGGCGGAAUUUGGCGACGUCGGUCUGAUGACUGGCGAUGUGACAAUCAAUCCAACAGCUACAUGCUUGGUCAUGACAACAGAGAUUCUUCGUUCAAUGUUAUACCGCGGUUCGGAGAUUAUGCGCGAAGUGGCCUGGGUGGUCUUCGAUGAGAUUCACUACAUGCGUGACGCUACCCGUGGAGUGGUCUGGGAGGAAACCAUUAUCCUACUGCCGGACAAGGUGCGAUAUGUGUUCCUAUCGGCCACAAUCCCCAAUGCCAUGCAGUUCGCCGAGUGGAUUGUGAAGAUGCACAACCAACCCUGCCACGUUGUGUAUACUGAUUUUCGACCGACGCCGCUCCAACACUACUUUUUCCCUGCCGGUGCAGAGGGUAUGCAUUUGAUCGUGGAUGAAAAAGGAGUGUUCCGGGAGGACAACUUCCAGAAGGCCAUGACCUCCAUCGCCGACAAGAAGGGUGAUGACCCGUCUGACCCUAAUGCGAAGCGGAAAGGCAAAGGCAAGGACAAGAGGCUGAACAAGGGUGGCAACAAAGGGCCCUCAGACAUCUUCAAGAUUGUCAAGAUGAUCAUGUUGAGGAGCUACAACCCCGUCAUUGUUUUCAGUUUCAGUAAGCGGGAGUGCGAGGCUGGCGCUCUGAAUAUGGCCACAUUGGCAUUCAACGACGAUUCCGAGAAGGAGAUGGUUUCCAAAGUCUUUGACAGUGCAUUAGAGAUGUUGUCAGAGGAAGAUAGGAGCUUGCCACAGAUCCAAAACAUCCUUCCUCUCCUUCGCCGAGGGAUCGGUGUCCACCACUCCGGUCUACUGCCAAUUCUAAAAGAGACGAUCGAAAUUCUUUUCCAGGAGGGUCUCAUCAAGGUUUUGUUUGCCACAGAGACUUUCUCUAUCGGCCUGAACAUGCCUGCCAAGACCGUGGUCUUCACCAGCGUCCGCAAAUUUGACGGUUUCAGCCAACGUUGGGUCACACCGUCCGAGUUCAUUCAGAUGUCCGGCCGUGCAGGUCGUCGAGGUCUUGAUGAUCGAGGUAUCGUUAUCAUGAUGGUUGGAGAAGAAAUGGACCCUGCGGUAGCAAAGGAGAUUGUCCGGGGAGAGCAAGACCGACUCAAUUCAGCUUUCCACCUAGGCUACAACAUGAUUUUGAACCUAAUGCGUGUCGAAGGCAUCUCGCCAGAGUUCAUGCUCGAACGUUGUUUCUUUCAAUUUCAGAACACUGCCAGUCUAGCUGGACUUGAAAAAGAGCUUCUUGAUGUACAGGAAAAGAGGGCCAACAUCAACAUUACAGAUGAAGGAACUGUCAGAGAUUAUUAUGAAUUGAAGAAACAGAUCGCUGAGCUUGCCAGCGAGGUGCAGCUUGUUAUCAGUCACCCGAAUUAUUGCUUGCCCUACAUUCAACCUGGGCGAAUGGUGCACAUCAAGCACGGCGAAUAUGAUUUCGGUUGGGGCGUUGUUGUCAACUACAAGAAGCGCAAGUCUCCAAAUCCAAACCAGUCGACCGAGGAGCCCGAACCGCACAAGAAAUACAUUAUGGAUGUUUUGCUCAAUAUCGCUGAAGGACCGGCAGUCGGAACCAAAACGUUCGAGGAUCUUCCAUCUGGCGUUAGACCUCCGCAAGGCGAUGAAAAGUCACGAAUGGAGGUUGUCCCUGUUGUGAUGAGCUGUCUCCAAGAGAUUUCGCAUAUCCGCCUGCACACCCCCAAGGAUAUGCAAUCCAGUGAGUCCAAGGACAAAGUGAAGAAGGGACUGCAGGAAGUGAAGCGGCGCUUCCCCGACGGCGUGGCCGUGCUUGACCCGCUUGAAGAUAUGAAGAUCGAGGACGACACUUUCAAGAAGAAGCUUCGCAAGAUUGAAGUGCUCGAGUCCCGUCUGCUCUCAAAUCCGCUGCAUAACUCGCCCCGGCUCUCGGAGCUUUACGAGCUGUACGCCGAGAAGGUAGAACUGGGUGCUCAGGCAAAGGCUAUCAGGAAGAAGAUCGCCGAGGCAACGUCCACUUUGCAGCUUGACGAGCUCAAAUGCCGGAAGCGCGUGCUGCGCCGGUUCGGGUUUAUCAACGAGGCGGAGGUGGUGCAGCUGAAGGCGCGUGUGGCGUGCGAGAUCAGCACGGGUGACGAACUGAUGCUCAGCGAGCUCCUAUUCAAUGGCUUCUUCAAUAAACUUACCCCUGAACAAGCGGCGGCCGUGCUCAGCGUGUUUGUUUUUGAGGAGAAGACCAAGGAGACACCCGCCCUGACCCGCGAUGACCUAGCCAAGCCGCUCAAGGAGAUCCAGGCGCAGGCCCGCAUCAUCGCCAAGGUCUCGCAAGAGUCGAAGCUGGCCGUGAAUGAGGAAGAGUACGUGCAAGGCUUCCACUGGGAACUCAUGGAAGUUAUUUACGAAUGGGCGAAUGGCAAGUCCUUUGCCGAUAUCUGUGGGAUGACCGACGUAUACGAGGGCAGUUUGAUCCGCGUGUUCCGUCGACUGGAAGAGUGUCUCCGACAGAUGGCACAGGCUGCCAAAGUCAUGGGCAACGAGGAGCUGGAGAGCAAGUUUGAGACGGCCCUGACCAAGAUCCGCCGUGACAUUGUCGCUGCCCAGUCUCUCUAUCUGUAA